AUGAAGGCCACAUUGAUCCUAUCUGGCCUUUUGGCUAGCACUGUCUCGGCUCACAUGCAGUUGAACAAGCCAUACCCUAUCCGCAGUCCCCUCAACAAGGAAGGCAAGGGCGAGAAGGAUUAUUCUUACACCAACCCCCUCUCCACCUCUGGUAGCGACUACCCGUGCAAAGGCUACGCCAAUGAUGACUUCGAGGCCGUGGAUACGUGGGCGCCAGGCUCGUCCCAAGAGAUGUCACUGGAAGGUAGUGCUGUCCAUGACGGCGGCUCAUGCCAGCUUUCCUUGACUUAUGACAAGGGUAAGACCUUCAAGGUCAUUGAGUCCAUCGAGGGUGACUGCCCUAUUGCUAAGAAGUACCAAUUCGAGGUCCCCUCGGACGCACCAAGCGGUGAUGCUCUCUUCGCUUGGACGUGGUUCAACAAGGUUGGCAACCGCGAGAUGUACAUGAACUGUGCUAUGAUCACAAUUGGUGGCUCCAGCAACCGCAGCGCUACUGUCAACUCCGAGUCCCGUGAGGCAAAGGUGGCCCCCAAGCAGACGCUCGACGAGAAGACCACCGAGAAGGGCCCCAACAACACGGCCAAUACCCACACUACGAAUGCCAAGAGCAGCUUCGAUAGUCUCCCCGAUAUCUUUGUUGCCAACGUUGGUCAGGUUGGCAAAUGCGUGACGAUCGAGGGCCAGGCCGUUCACUUCCCCAAGCCCGGUCCCAAGCUCAUUGGCAAGGCCGAUGGCCCCGGCUACAACUGCUCCGACAAUGCCCCCUUCCUCAACGGCGUUAACAAGUCUGAGACCAAGCCUGCGACAAGCAGCAGCUCCAAGGCUGUGAUAAAGCCAACUACUACCAGCAGCUCCUCCUUCUCCACCAAGGCUUCGUCCAAGGUCGCCCAGACCUUCAGUACUACCUCCGCCACCGCUGACGCUCGUGUGCUCUCCACCGAGGCCUCAUCCAACAACGAUUUCAUCGACUACGUCAGUUGGUCUUGCCACUCCGGUGAUCUCAUUUGCUCUCCCGAUGGACUUUCCUUUGCCAUGUGCAGUAACGGAAAACCCAUCUUCAUGGGUCCCGUCGCUGCUGGUACUAUUUGCCGCUCGGGAAUUAUCGUUGCCCGCCAGUAA
This is a messenger RNA of Penicillium hordei, 1119 nucleotides long. RefSeq names its product putative extracellular protein. Lineage: Eukaryota; Fungi; Ascomycota; Eurotiomycetes; Eurotiales; Aspergillaceae. Bases 1 to 1119 code for a protein of 372 amino acids. The record is from RefSeq and is a predicted model, not a curated record. The transcript has a single exon.